CACAUUCAGAUACAACGGUGGCGAGGAUGCUGGUGGGGAACAAGUGCGACCUAGAUAACAUGAGAACGGUUAGCGUCGAAGAAGGCAAAGCCCUAGCGGAAACCCAAGGAAUGUUCUUUAUGGAAACAUCGGCUCUCGAUUCAACAAACGUUAAAACAGCUUUUGAAAUGGUGAUCCGCGACAUCUACGCCAAUGUUAGCAGGAAACAACUCAACUCCGAUACGCAUAAAACCGAACUGAAGUGGAACAGCCGAGUAAGUCUCGUUAAGGACGACAAUAAGGGAUCUACGCAAGGGUUCGGUUUCUCUUGCUGUUCUUCCUCUUGA
This is a messenger RNA of Raphanus sativus (radish), 326 nucleotides long. Its product is annotated as ras-related protein RABA5d-like. NCBI's taxonomy places the organism in Eukaryota, Viridiplantae, Streptophyta, Magnoliopsida, Brassicales, Brassicaceae. The transcript has a single exon. The record is from RefSeq and is a predicted model, not a curated record. Gene Ontology annotation, cellular component: endosome. The annotation marks the transcript as partial. Gene Ontology annotation, molecular function: GTPase activity; GTP binding.